Messenger RNA from Porites lobata, 897 nucleotides. The record is from the annotation of a GenBank genome assembly. NCBI's taxonomy places the organism in Eukaryota, Metazoa, Cnidaria, Anthozoa, Scleractinia, Poritidae.
AUGCAGUUUCAUGAACAGCAGCUUGAAGAUUCAUCUCACCUCAGCACGAUCCACAACAUCUCUGACGUGUCAAGAGCGCAAUCGCCCAUCUCUGUAGCAAGCACUGCAAGCACUGCAAGCACUUCAUCUUUACAGUCAGAGGAGGAAACGCCAAAGGGUAAGACAAAGAAAGCUAGAUCGAAGUCGGCUGAUUGGACCGAAAACGAGACUCAAGAUCUUUUGGAAGCGUGGGGGCCCAGGUAUAACCAGCUUCGAAGUGCCUCUCAAAAGGAAAAGAUCAAAAUAUGGAAUGAAAUUUAUUCAUUUUACAAGAAUGCCUUUCCCGAGAGCCAGAGAACCCUUCAACAGAUCAAGAAACGCCAACAGAAUUUGGAGUACCAGUAUGAACACCUAAAACAGCGAACUCAGAAGACCGGAGAAGCUGGAAUAAAAAUCAUCAAAGAUGGCUUUCCAUAUUUUGAUUAUUUUGACGAAGUAAUGGGGCAUCGCGACUGCGUAAAUCCGGCAAAAAUGGCCGUUGAAGGAAGCUCCAUCUUUACUAGUACAGAGCAGAAAGGAGGCUCAGUAGAAAGUGAAGAUGUUCCGGAGGAAAGCAGUCCACCAGCCUCAAAUCCGAGCGCAAACUCUGGCAAAAAGAAGGCAGACGACAAGCCCGCAGAAAAGAGUUGCCGUAAGGGAAAACUACGGCGUCGAGAUGAGCCAGAACCGAGUGGAUCUUCUGCAGGUGAAUUCCAGACAGCCUUUAUGGAAAUGUGGAAGCGUAGUAUUGAACAAGAUAACGAGAGAUUUGAACGUUCUGCUGAAAUGUUUCGCGAGGCCCAGAACAAGCAAAUGGAUCAAACAAACGCUAUACUUACAGGUUUUAAAGACAUUUUCAAAGACUUGCUGUCAAAGUAG